CCCGCUCGCGUAUCCCCAUAAUUAUAUCCUAAGAUAUAAUAUUGACGGCUGUGCGGUCCUCGUGGCCUCCUAAAUAACUGAUACAACUUGCUAUCUUUUUCUUCGCCACCCAAUCUGCAGCUCUGCAAAAGUCUGCGCGAUGAAUCCAGUUGUGCAGGACGAACAUGAGUCCGAUGUUAAUGUUGGACUAAAUAAUGUUGUUGCCAAGGAGAUAUAUUUGGUGACAGAAAAUAAAGAUCAGGAAAACAAUGGACAAGCUGCACAAUCUAGCCCCGCAGAGAAGCCGAAGUUUCAACUAUGGCCAACAAUAAAGAAACAAGGACCUCUUCCUGGCCGGAAUCCAGUGGAGGUCGCACGACCACGCCUAUUAGCAAGUAGUCAUUCAAGCCCGUCUCUCCGAGAUAGCGGUCUGCUCGUCACAAGCAGAAAGAUUAAGCAGCUGAAGGAGGCUUCUGGAGUCAGGCGUCGCAAGAUCAGUUUCCCGGACCUGGGCUUCGGGCCUAUGACCACAGUGCAAGAGCAUUAUGUAGAUUCUCCCACGGUUCCAGGGAGAUUUCCUGCUCACGAAAGAUCAAACAGUGCUCCAUCGUGGGGAAGGACUCCUUUUGAGGAGAGUAUGCUUGAACCUAUUGCCGAACCCGUGGUGUUGACAUCUGAGCAAGAUGGCUCAUCAGUGCGGGAUCAUGUCCGUCAAGCAGAAGUUCAGGAGUCUGUACAGAAAGGUCCACCUGGUUCAAAAGAUUCGAAUCCUGAGAAGCAGGAUACUCGAUCCGAUAUACCUCCAGCUGUUCCUCCGAAGUCUCCACGGAUCGUGCGGACUCCACCGUUGACUCAAGCUCCAACGUCCAAAUUCAGUCCACCGUCACCUAAAGGGCAGACGGCUUCACAAGUGCAUAGGCCUCCCUCAAGCCGAGGUGCAACGCCAGUAAAUUCUUCGUCAGUGCCGUCGUCCCCAAGGCAUAUCACAGAUCAAGUCCAGAGAUCGCAAUCCCGACGAAGGGCAGGCAGCGCUGUGGAACGUCAGCGUUCGCCAAUUGGCCGCAAACCUUCGCGCAGCAUUGACACCGUUUACCGUCACAAAAGAGAAGAGAGUGGAGGAUUACCUGGGCUCAUGGGAACCAUCACAGAACUAAGUAAUGUGGCCCGAAACGAGUAUAUUCGAGAGCUUUCACAGACUCCAAUCAUGGAACGUGGUAGACCGCCAACGAACAAUGGGUUUGUCGAAAGAAAAGCCAGCAAGCGUCGUCGACCUUCUGAGGAUCAAGGGUCAUCAUCAAAUCUCCCAUUGGGUGUUGCCCCUCCGGAGGCCUUUAGAGUCCUCUCACCAACAGAAGUUGAGAGACUGCAAGAGCAAGCUCGCGGACAGGCGAAAAAGUUCGAAGUACUGAAAUACAGUGAUGUGAAGGCACUUUCACAGGAGCUGAGGGCGCUUGACGAACGCUGCGAUUAUCUUCGAAGCACACACAACUCACUGCGCGCUGGACGCCGCAGCCUGCACGAGAGGAUGAUCAGCUAUCUUAAAUCACCUAGUUUAUCAAAGUAUAGCAUGGAUAGCAUGCUGAAGCAGGAGGAAGCACUUGCUUCGCUGGACCAGGCUAUUGACGAAUGGGUCGCAAAGUUGGACUUCGCGGAGAAUCGACGGACCCGUAUUAGACAGAAAUUGCUCGAACAUAUGGCUGCAGCUCUUUUGGUGCAACGGACGAAUCCCGAGCCCCAGAAAUUUCAGGAGAGUCCUCCACCAAGCCCAGAUGAGAUAGAGACUCAGUUGGGAGUGAGUCGCAAGGAUGUUCACUCUAUCAAGAUCUAUGCGGACGAGAUGGUAUAUGCUGACGCGAAGGUAUAUGCGCUUUUUGAAGACAUUGAAAAGGAGAUGGAGCUUAUGACCGAGGCAAGGAAUGCAAGUUCCGCUCGAAAGGAUGCCCUCUGACCUUAUGGAUUUCAAUAUUUCCUGCUCUUGUGGUAUUAGCGUUUCAUAUAUCUUUGUCUGAUUGUCGGGAAGGCGUCUGCUCUUAUUUCUGUCGAGCAGGGCAGUUUACCUCUUAGACCCACCUAUACAGAUUAUUCUUCUGUUGAUUCUUCUUUCGAUUCUUCUCAAUCCUGUUCAACAUUUCCGGAGUGACCAGACUGUUGUAUAUAAACUUCAUGCAAGUUCC
Messenger RNA from Paecilomyces variotii, 2153 nucleotides. RefSeq names its product Up-regulated during septation-domain-containing protein. The transcript is spliced from 4 exons. The record is from RefSeq and is a predicted model, not a curated record. Lineage: Eukaryota; Fungi; Ascomycota; Eurotiomycetes; Eurotiales; Thermoascaceae. Bases 140 to 1927 code for a protein of 595 amino acids.